CGAGUUGACUUGGAAUCUCGCGCUCUCCUGGACCUCCCGACUCUGGGUCUGCCCCUCCCCAGUCCUUCUCCUUCGAAGUUACCUGCCAAUCCCAGGCCACGGCCACGCGGUACCUAUUCUGAGGCUGACCCCAGGACUGGGCUCCCCAGCAGAGGCAUCCAGUCUCACUUCCCUCCACAUCACAGCGUGUAGUUGGAACGAUUGCUUUGUACCUUAUAUCUGCCAUAUAGCCCAGACCCUUAAGUCACUGCCCUCCUCCAUAAGCCCCACUAGCUCCCUAGUGCCUCAGUGCAGAUAGAGUGACUCUACAUUAAUCACAGAAACACCUCUCCAGCCUCCUCUCCCCCUGGGUUCCCUUCACAUACCCUGUACUUCAUUGAAACUGGACCAUUUGGCCUCCUAGGGAAUACUCACUGUAGCCAGAAAUGAUUCUCAUUCCCCUAAACCUGUCUUUUUUAAAAAUCGUAUAUCGUAUAUAAUGUUUGACCUUAUGUUCGUCACAUUCACACUUAAUUGUCUUGUGCUGAACUGCUUCUAAUUUUUUUGUUUUUGUCCCCUAUCUAGUGUGAUACCUCUCAAGUAAUAGCAAAUAAAUGUGAAAAGUAGAUUUCAGUUAAACGUAAACCUUUUAAACAGCAUCACUGCAUCUUGCCUAGUCCAUCACUGAAAGACUUGGUCACACAGAGCCUGAAUAACCCAAUUUUAGAGAUGCUGUAGAUGGACUCCUGAAGGGUAGGAAACUGGCCUAUGUAGCCUCUUAAGAUCUCUGCCACUCUGUAAUAUUUUCAAUGUAUCUGAUUUUUUUCCCUCUCAGGACAUAGACUGCCCCUUCCUUGAAGGUCUGUAUAUUACUGGACUGAGGACAAUAAAACAGUUCCUGUGUAGGCCCUCAAUUUACCGUUUGGUUAUUCUGGAAUGGUUGUUUUCAAGAUGAGGAAUCACAGGCUCUGAGAAGAAUCCAUGAUCACUCAGCCAGCAGGUGUUUUGAGUUAGGAACAAACCUGGGUCUUUUGGAUCUAAUUACAUCACUCUUUUUGCUGAGCCUUGUUAUCUCCCUAUGAACCCCACUGGCUAAGAAGAAGCAAACAGAUUUUCCACUCCCCUCUAUCCAAAUAAAGCUGGGCAAAGUCUUUGGGUGUUCACCUUGGUUUGUGGUUGUGUUUAUGAGUAAUUCGGGAGAAUCCUUAGAAUUCUGCAAUGGCAGAACUGGAAAUGGAAAGGUCUUUUGGGAUAAGGUUAGGCCAGGCCCCUUCAUUUCACACUAAGGCUCAGAAGGGGGAAGUGAUGUCCAGUCUCACAGACAGAUACUGCUGGAACUUGGCUCUUUCAGUGUCCUUUGAGGAGUCUAAGCAAUCAGGUACCAAAAGACUUUGCAUUCAAGCCAUUCUCCUUGAGACAAGAACUGGAGUCAGUAUUGCCCUGGCUCGGCGACAUCAUUCCUUUUUGUACUAAAAUGGAGCCGUUACUCUACAGGGUAGAGGGAGGGGUAGGAGGCUCCCCAAAGCAAAAUCAGCAUGGACUGAAGUCUUUGGCCAAAUAGCCUCCUUAAACAGGCACGGAAACCUUCCUGAUAUAGCAAGUCGCUUAUCUCUUCUUUAGCAGCAAUUUGCCCAGAUGUUCUCUUCCUUGCAUAUUGAAUCCUAGAGAUAAGUAGUUUAGAAGCUUGAGACUUGUCAGGUCCAUGUGAGCGUGUGCAGUCAGCUCUGUAGAAACAGACUUCCAUGUGAAGGUGAGCAGAGUUCUGAGAUUUAUUAGCUUACUUUUAUAGGGGGCUAAUGAAGCCAGAAUUCUGGGUUCUGCCUGGUAGGACAGUUAAAAGUCAUUCUUUAUGCCAAUGUCUGCCUGGCUUUCUUAUAAAUUCAUGCUUUUGCUUCCAUGUGAACCUGGGCAGAAUGUAGAGAUCCCUCCCUACUCACUCACAACAACCCAAAGUAAGUGGCACCCCCUUUCCCCAUGAUGUAUCUGUCUACAUGCCACUGUCUUGCCUGCUUGAAGCACGGGGAGGCCACUUGGUGCAUCUCCACUGGUCAGGUUCCUUAAUUUAGUAGCAGAAAGGCCUGGGAGAAUUGGCAACUUAUUGAAGAAAUGGGGUAAAUUCUGGGAAUUACCUGUCAGCAUAAAGCGCUGGCAUGUGAAAACAGGCCUACCCUAGUGGAUCUCUGAGGAAAUGGAGGUGGAUGCUCAUUAGGGAGCUGGGAAGGUUGAGGUUUUAGGGAAGAAACUAACGCAAGAGAGGAGAGCCUUAAAGUCUUUCUGCAGGAAGGAAGUGAGGAAUUAGGGUGGAGACUUAAGAGUUUGGUUUCGUUUGGCUUGUGUUCUUUAGAGAGGAGCUUCCAGGUAAAAGGAGUGGUGGAUUUGUCCAGCCCAGGCUGGAAAUAGUGUAUAUAGCAGGAAAAGAUGUCUGCUGACCAAAACUCUGAAGCCUUGGCAACAUUUCAAAACCCCCCAAAACACUUCUUUCCAAUUCUGAUUUAAAAACAAAUCAACAAACAUAAAACACCUUUUUGGCUUUUCCUGUUCCAGGUUGUGCUGGUCUCUAGAAUGCACACCAAUGGAAACUAAGGGAGGCCUUUGUUCUAUUGGGUUGAUGCUCUCAGAAGACACCUGAUGGAUGACCACUUGUCAGGUUGUUUUUAGUGGAGAUUCUUUUGGGGUUGGUUGAACUAAGUGGCCACAGAUUCCUCUGCCGACUCUUAGCUUCUGGGUCACGGGGCAAGAAACGCCUAGCAUGAAGAGGUGGCCAGGUGGCAGAAUUGCCCAUAGCAGAGAUGGUGUGGCUCUUGACAGGCUUUCACCCCCUCCAAAUGUAGGAAAUGGAAUGUUUUUAUAGCAAAAUUAUAUAUAUAUAUUUGCAGAGUCCAGGAAAUCUAACUGCAUUUCUUAAUAUUAAUCAAACUUUCCAAAAUUUCAGGGUUCUAAAAACCUUUCUCCCCUCGACUUCAAAAUUCCCUGAGAUUUUUUAUCAUCUGCUAUGCAGCACGUCAUUGUGCAGCCCCAGAAUGGGAACCCUUCCUCAGUUAGGCAGGUGGCUAGGGGGACCUUCUGGAAGGGCAAUAACCCUUGCCACAGGAAGCAGAAGUUCUUGGUCAGGGGUCCCUGAUUUGGACAGGUGGGGGCCAUAUGGAUUCCCUUCACCCCUUGAGAGCCCUGUUCUCUUUUGGAAGACCUUAGCUAUUGUUGAUUGAUUGUUUUCCUGGUGCCUUGCCCAUCCAAUAAAGGAAACUUUGAUUAACCAGUUCUCCAAAUAAGGUCAUUUGGGUUUUUUGUUUGGGGGCGUUGGAAUGAAUUGUUGUUUUUAAAGAACUUUCAAGAUAGCAAGGCUAUGUGUAUUCUCCAUUAUGUUUGUGCCUUCUAAUUGAGAAUGUUUCCUUAGCAACCAAGACUAGGCAUAAGUGUGCACAGCUGUUGAACAAAGCAGUGUUCAUAACAUUGUAAAUGACACGGGCUUCUUCUUCCCCUCCAAUUUGUGGAGAAUGAUUGGAUUAAAAAAUGCCAAGUUGUACAGUUGAGGUACAAAAAGUGUAUUUGAAAUUUCGUACCUCAGCCUGCAGGCCCGUUGUAUCCGGGGCCAGGCUUUUUGUGUCUGAGACCCAGAUUGUGGAUUUUGGCCACUUUGAGCUUUCCAAAGCUUGUGGUGCCGCAGAAGCAUUGGGCUUUCGUUUGGAACAAUUUCUCAGUAGGGGUUCAGAAAGGAUUUGGUUAAUUCCCUUUUCCUCUUGGAACCUCAGUUCCAUCUCUUUAAAAAGGAGAACACCAGGGAAAUUUGGUAUUCAUGAAAAAGGGCUUAAGUGUUGAAUGAUUACAUUUAGCCCAUGUUCUGCCACACUAAAAGGCUAAAGCUCUCAGUGUACGUGUGUUCAUGUACAGAAACCCAGCUAUGCACAAUUGCUAAAUCUUGGCCUUCUGCGUGUAAGCUAUCUCCUUGCUAUCCUGAUGCCUUGUUUUUAGGGACGCCCAGCAAUAAGUCAGUGUCAGUUACUCUCAGGGGAAGCCAUCGAUUGCAAAUGGAAUAUCAGGCAGUUGGCUUUGAGGGUGGAUGCCCGAUGUGCCCCUUGCUCAAACUGCACAGGUUUGAGUUGGCAAGUAUAGGUGAUCCCCACCUUGAAGAUGCCGUGGCUUUCAAGAGGGAAAAGGCCGAAUGAAUACGUACUGGCUACUUUGGUGAGAGAUGUUUGGGGCCAUUGGUAGAACCAUAGCAGGAAGGAAUAAAGAGAAGCGAGAUGUGACACAUAGAAAGGUGUCUGUUAAGCAACUUGAAACUCUAAUUGGCAAAAAACCAAUCUGGACUACUCGUGCUUGGGCAGUUGAUUAUUUCUUGCUGCAUCCUUGGUCUCCACUGAGGGUGAGCUGCCACCAACUGGGGCUGCCUUGGUUACUGAAAGUUCAUAUAACCUAGCAGGUUUUCCACCUGUACGAACUGAGAGAAGGGGAUUGGCAUGUUUUUCCCGAGUCGUGCUCUUAUAAAGAUAUAACACUGUUUUAAUAACUGACAAUUAUAUAUGCUUUAAGUAUUAUAAAGAACUUUAAAUUCCUUUUCAUGUGGUUCUCACAGCAACUCACAGCAACUCGCAGCAAGCUGUAAGUACUGUUGCGCGUGGUUUCCCAUGUUUAGAAAUGUCCCAGCCAGAGAGAAAACAUCCAAGGUGAGAUUAGAACGCCCGGUGUCUCUCCACUAUCUGUCUGUCAUUGUUGCUACCGCAUCACGCUGCCGAUAUACCAAGUUGUUAUUUACUGUUACAGAGUGUCUUGAUAUUAUGAUAGUUAAUAGAUUCAUGAAAGUAAGAUUUGAGUAAAGAUAUUGAUCUAGGUCUAAUGAAUUAAAAAUGGUUUUCCUUUGUCUAGCACUUGACGGUUUAGAAAACAUUAUUAUGUCCAUUAUCUCAUUUGAUCCUCCCAACGAUUCUGUGUGAUAGGUGAGAAGUGAUUGUCCUUAUUUGAAAGAUGAAACUGAGUAUCAGGUUACAGGAUGAUACUAGUAGUAAGGGAGGGAGCUGGGACACCCGUCUGCAUCUCCCGAGUUCUAAUCCAGGAUUAUUUUCAUUGCACCAAAAUUCCUUUUGCCAAUGUUGUAAUAAUGCCUGUAUGCGUAAUAAAGACAACAUGGCCUCUGGCAAUGGGCUCCUAGUCAGGAAUAUGAGUAGGCAAGGCAAUUAAUCUCAGUGUUUUAAGUAACCCUCUAGGAUUUAUCUCCUAAAUCAUAGAUGGAUAGAGUUCUCCUGCUUCUGGAUAGGCUAACCCUAACUGGGUAGCUAGCUGGUGCUGCAGUGGAUAGAGUACUGAGUGUGGAAUCAGGAAGACUCCUCUUCCUGAAUUCAAAUCCGGCCUCAGACACUUCCUAGCUGUGUGAUCCUGGCAAGUCAUUUUUAUCCUCUGCCUCAGUUUCCUCAUCUGUGAAAUGAACUGGAAAAGGAUUCUGAAAUCUUUGUUAAGAAAACCCCAAAUGGGGCCACAAACAGUCGGACAUGACUGAGAUGACUGAAUAACAGCAACUGGACACAAAAACUGUAAACUGAGUGACAAGGAGCAAAAUUUUAUCCAGAUGCCCUACCCUUUAAUAAGGUAAAGUAAUUCAAUAUGCAAAUGGGAUGCUUUGGGGCCACGUCCCCUUCCAGGCCCUGAUACUGCCAUCAAUGGCCCUUUUUCUUAAAACAAGAUAGCUUGCCUUCUAUUCACAAAUGUAGAGAUUUUCUAUGUAUCUCAGAGAUGCCAGAUGAAGCCAGACCCGAAAGGGGCUGGGAAACUCAUUGUUCCUUGCAGUCUGUCAUAUCAUGGCACUGACAGUUUGUUCUUUCCCUUUAGACUGUAUCCUUCUUUGGAGGAUUCGUUUGCCACUGGGCUGGACUCUGGGGCUAAAGAGAAAAUAACAGACCUGACCAGGCUUGGUCAUGAACUGAUGCUGUGUGGGCCGGACGAUCAUGAUCUCAUUAAGGGUUCUGCUGGUGUGAAGGAACAGCUUUCUUUCUUUAAUCAGUUAUUGGAUCUGGUCACAAGUCUGGGUCCUGAAUAUGCCAUCAGUUUCUUCAGUGUGGAAGAGAAUUUCUGCACCUUAGUGGAGGACAACGAGAUGCUGCUGAACAAGGUCUUCACUUCCCACAUCGAGGAGGAGAUCUUAGAUCCCAAGUUGAAUCCCUUGCCUCUGGACAUAGAGAAAUCCUGUGGGGCAAAGGAAAACCUGCAUAGAAUGCCACUGGGGGCAAAGAUCAAGGUGGAAGAGCUUUCUGAAAAACUGAGUAAACUCACCGAAAUGCUGCAGGCACACAAGGAAGAGGUCCUCUGUCGUCAGGAGAGCACCAGUAGGCUGUUUUCACCAAGUCCCCCCGGACUUCCCAAGCAGUGUUCUUCCCACUGUGGGAAAAUCUCCAGCCAAGGUAGCAGCACCUUGGGCUUGACUCUCUCAGAUUUCCAUCAACUGGUGAUUGCUUUUAUACACGUUUUUGAGAAUGAGCUUCGUGAGUUCUGUAAUCGCCCAAACCCCAACAUCAACCCUUGUGGUCCAUUAUUUCAAUCUAUAAAUGACACUCUGACGUUCUUCAACCAGGAGCUGAAAACUAUCAGUCAAGUCACGGAUACCUCUGUGAAGGUGGCUCACGUAGCCGAGGAGUCACAGAAGGAGAAAGCCUAUUUGCAUGGGGGUAACUGCAUGGUGACCUUAGCUGAGAAAAUGAAGGCGUUAAUACAGAAAUAUGAAUUCUUCCAAGACAGUCCUCAGACAUCCAAUGAAAGUAUGAACAAAAGCUAAGCGGCCAUUCCUCAGAUCUCAGCUCUUUGGGACUGUUUGGGGAACAAGGAGAAGACGGUCAUGAGGCAACUGUCUGUUUACUGAAAAAAAAUAGUUAUUUUUUGUUAAUGUGAACUUGACAAGCACCGGUGAGGGACAAAUAGAACAAAUGAUUAUACAUGAAAACACAAAUCAAAUUAUGUUCACAUUACUUUUUAAGAAUUAGAUAAUAAAAUCACCACCUUCGUAUGUAUACUUAUAUUGUAUUUAACAUAUACUUUUAACAUAUUUAACAGGUAUUGGUCAAAUUGCCAUCUGGGGGAAGGAGGGGAAAAGUUGGAACAGAAGGUUUUGCAACUGUCAAUGCUGAAAAAUUACCCAUGCAUAUAUCUUGUCAAUAAAAAGCUACAAUUAUUUUAAAAAAUCA
This is a messenger RNA of Antechinus flavipes (yellow-footed antechinus), 7145 nucleotides long. RefSeq names its product HAUS augmin like complex subunit 7 (gene HAUS7). Gene Ontology annotation, biological process: spindle assembly; centrosome cycle. Gene Ontology annotation, molecular function: microtubule minus-end binding. The record is from RefSeq and is a predicted model, not a curated record. The transcript is spliced from 10 exons. Lineage: Eukaryota; Metazoa; Chordata; Mammalia; Dasyuromorphia; Dasyuridae. Bases 5711 to 6739 code for a protein of 342 amino acids. Gene Ontology annotation, cellular component: HAUS complex.